GAGGCCGGCCGCCGAGCCUCCCGUUCAUUAGCAGUUGAGAAAAAUUCCUUUCUAGUUUGAUCAAUCCUUGUUUUCCUCGGCAGAGCCGCGGCGCCCGCCCAGCGCGGAGACGGAGAGUGGGGUCUUUCCGCGGCUUGGGGCGCCCGGCUCGCCGCGGGUCCUACGGGAGCGCAGAAGUAGCUACGAGGGGGUCAGGCCGGAGCACCUCCGGGGCUUCUCCCUCCUUCUCUCCCUCCCUUCCCCCCUCCCUCCUUUUCUGGUUGCUUUUUUUUUUUUCCACUUCUCUCCCUCCCCCUUCCGUUUCUAUUUGUGAAGGGAGGAGGAAGGCAGAGGCGGGCUGGUGUCUCUGGCCGGGGACUGGAAUUUCAUCUGAAUGACUGCCCCAGCGCUCACGCAGCGCCCCGGAGUCGGCCCGCCCGCGCCCCGCAACCCGCACCCGGCCGGCCAGUGGGGGUCUUGUUUUCUCCCCCCCCCGGCCUAGAGACAGCCGGCUAGCCUGCUCCGCACCGUCAGCCUCUAGCAGCCAUCUGCUACGAUCGCACUCGCUUCACGGGCCCCUCGGACCUCGGCCAUAGGCCAGGCGAGUGAGGCACGGCGUCACCGAGCCAGGCGGGAGCCAUUAUUCGCCGCGGCCGUCGUUAGAGGAAGUAGUGUGCGGCUCCCCGGCUCCGUCCGCCUCGGGGCGCGCCCCUAUGUCCGCCGCGGGGCCGAGCGCAGGCUGUGGGCCGCAGCUGCCGUAGCCGCACCGACGGAGGAAGCGGCCUCUUAUAUGGAAUUUGGAGCCCAGCGCUCCCCUCCAGGGCCGGUGCCCCAGCCGCGGCCCUGGCGCAGUCCGCCGCCUCCCGCUAAGCGCUCGGGAGGAGGAGGAGACGCCGACGGCGGCGCGCGCGGCGCGAGGACCGAGGCUCCUUCCUCCGGGGGGCGGGCACGCGGAAGACGCUGGUGAUUGAGCGACUGUCGGGGCCGCUGGGAGCCGGAGCUCCGGCCUCUGUGGGCCCACAGCUGCACCGGACGGACCCCCAGGGUUGGGGAGUUGGGGAGGCCUGCCCGGGCCCCCUGGCCGCAGCCGCCAUGGCGGAGAAUUGGAAGAACUGCUUCGAGGAGGAGCUCAUCUGCCCCAUCUGCCUGCACGUCUUCGUGGAGCCCGUGCAGCUGCCGUGCAAACACAACUUUUGUCGGGGCUGCAUCGGCGAAGCGUGGGCCAAGGACAGCGGCCUGGUGCGCUGCCCGGAGUGCAAUCAGGCCUACAACCAGAAGCCGGGGCUGGAGAAGAACCUGAAGCUCACCAACAUCGUGGAGAAGUUCAACGCCCUGCACGUGGAGAAGCCGCCGGCGGCGCUGCACUGCGUGUUCUGCCGCCGCGGCCCCCCGCUGCCCGCGCAGAAGGUCUGCCUGCGCUGCGAGGCGCCCUGCUGCCAGUCCCACGUGCAGACGCACCUGCAGCAGCCCUCCACCGCCCGCGGGCACCUCCUGGUGGAGGCGGACGACGUGCGGGCCUGGAGCUGCCCGCAGCACAACGCCUACCGCCUCUACCACUGCGAGGCCGAGCAGGUGGCCGUGUGCCAGUACUGCUGCUACUACAGCGGUGCGCAUCAGGGACACUCGGUGUGCGACGUGGAGAUCCGGAGGAAUGAGAUCCGGAAGAUGCUGAUGAAGCAACAGGACCGGCUGGAGGAGCGAGAACAGGACAUUGAGGACCAGCUGUACAAGCUCGAGUCAGACAAGCGCCUGGUGGAGGAGAAGGUGAGCCAGCUGAAGGAGGAGGUGCGGCUGCAGUACGAGAAGCUGCACCAGCUACUAGAUGAGGACCUGCGGCAAACAGUGGAGGUCCUGGACAAGGCCCAGGCCAAGUUCUGCAGUGAAAAUGCGGCGCAGGCGCUGCACCUCGGGGAACGAAUGCAAGAAGCCAAGAAGCUGCUCGGCUCUCUGCAGCUACUUUUCGAUAAGACAGAGGAUGUCAGCUUCAUGAAGAAUACCAAGUCUGUGAAAAUCCUAAUGGACAGGACCCAGACCUGCACAAGCAGCAGCCUUUCUCCCCCUAAGAUCGGCCACUUGAACUCCAAGCUCUUCCUGAAUGAAGUGGCCAAGAAGGAGAAACAGCUUCGGAAGAUGCUUGAAGGCCCUUUCAACACACCGGUGCCCUUCCUGCAGAGCGUCCCCCUGUACCCUUGUGGCAUGAGUGGCUCUGGGGCGGAAAAGCGCAAGCACUCGACGGCCUUCCCGGAGGCCACUUUCCUAGAGACGUCCUCCGGCCCCGUGGGCAGCCAGUACGGGGCAGCAGGCACGGCCAGCGGCGAGGGCCAGUCUGGGCAACCCCUGGGGCCCUGCAGCUCCACGCAGCACUUGGUGGCCCUGCCAGGUGGCACCCAGUCAGUGCACUCGAGUCCUGUGUUCCCCCCAUCGCAGUACCCCAAUGGCUCCGCCGCCCAGCAGCCCAUGCUCCCCCAGUAUGGCGGCCGCAAGAUUCUGGUCUGCUCCGUGGACAACUGUUACUGUUCUUCCGUGGCCAACCAUGGCGGCCACCAGCCCUACCCUCGCUCUGGCCACUUCUCCUGGACAGUGCCCUCACAGGAGUACUCGCACCCGCUUCCGCCUGCACCCUCCGUCCCCCAGUCCCUUCCUGGCUUGGCAGUCAGAGACUGGCUCGACGCCUCCCAGCAGCCUGGCCACCAGGAUUUCUACAGGGUGUAUGGGCAGCCAUCCACCAAACACUACGUGACAAGCUAACGCCACGCAGGCGGCGGGGGCUGGGGACCCUUCCCCCCAGCCCUGGCGGCUCGGGAAUUCCGUACCCAGAGACCUGCCCUUCUCCCUUCUGCCCCUCCCCCUUCCUCACUUCAUUCCCCCAAGUCUUUUCCUUUCAGAAUUUGUUUUGUUUGGGGUUUUUCUUUUGUUUUGUUUUUUUUUUCAAAUAAUGAAUUCCCCCACCCCCCGGAUGUGGGGGUGACAGUCGAGCUAGCUGGGGCAGGGGCUGCAGGUGGUCCUUGAGUUGGGAAAAAUGUCUGUCUAAAGGCACAGAGCUCUUUUUUUUUUAACUCCCCUUCACAUCUUGGAAGGAGCCUCAGUUUCCCCUGAAGCCUUCCUCACUUGUCCCUGGGGGAAGGUCCAGUGCCCACUGGUCCGUUUCUCCUCCCGUUUUCUCUUGGGCAGUUUGAUCACUGAUUGAGUAAGGAAUGACCUAUAGAUUGUGGGACCUUUUUUUUUUUUUUUUUUAAUGUUUUUAAACCAAGGAUGAUUUCUCCUUUUCACCAUCUUCCCAAAUGGAACUCAAAGGCUACUUCUCAAGCAGCUUUUGGCACCCUCAGCCUCAGAGUGGAAUCUUUCAAACACCAGAGCCCCAUGUCCAGGAAAGGGGAAAAGGAACUUUGCCAAUGAUAGUGACCACAGCAAAAGCAAAUAAUAAUAUUAAUAAUAAUUAAGAGAAAUAAAAGAAAUAAUAAAAUUUUAAAAAAACCCAAUAGCACAGCCCUUGUUGAGGUCGGUGGAGGAGGGGCUGCCCCAAGUUGGGUCCUCAUGUGGAUUUUGACACGCAGUUUCUGUAGUGAGCACUUUGUAUGAAUUGUGGACUUCCUGUUCUCAAGGCACAGGUAUUUAUUCUGUAAUCUGUCUAGAGCACACACUGAAAUCCAACCUUCUAAUAAACACGAUGGCGUAGCCCC
Molecule: messenger RNA, 3659 nt
Organism: Dipodomys ordii (Ord's kangaroo rat)
Lineage: Eukaryota; Metazoa; Chordata; Mammalia; Rodentia; Heteromyidae
Gene: Trim8
Product: tripartite motif containing 8
Exons: 6
Coding region: 1072-2727 (551 amino acids)
Source: RefSeq, a predicted model, not a curated record